Molecule: messenger RNA, 2911 nt
Organism: Sphaeramia orbicularis (orbiculate cardinalfish)
Lineage: Eukaryota; Metazoa; Chordata; Actinopteri; Kurtiformes; Apogonidae
Gene: smad9
Product: SMAD family member 9
Exons: 8
Coding region: 1374-2774 (466 amino acids)
Biological process (GO): SMAD protein signal transduction; cell differentiation; anatomical structure morphogenesis
Cellular component (GO): heteromeric SMAD protein complex
Molecular function (GO): RNA polymerase II cis-regulatory region sequence-specific DNA binding; DNA-binding transcription factor activity, RNA polymerase II-specific; I-SMAD binding
Source: RefSeq, a predicted model, not a curated record
UUAAUUAUUAGAAUAUGAUAUGAUCAGACUGUAACAGAAUGAUUUCAGUGCUGGUGCUUCUGAUCACAUGUUGACUGCUGCAGCCUGUAAUGUCAAGGUGCGUUAGAUAUUUGGACUAGAUCCAGAUUUAGUAGGAGUAAGUAAGUAAGAGCACACGCCGAGGUAGUAGUGAAAAGGAAACUGGCGUGUUUACUUUUUUGGGAAUGGGUGUCCUGGUGAUAAAGCAUUAGGUAAUUAGCCUAUCUGAGCCUGCAGACUGAGUGACGCCAGGCUCCAUAAAAGCAGCAGCGGCGGACUGAUGCCGCAUUGAGCCUGUGCGUUUUUGCUGUCAUUGAAAACCUCAGCUGUCUGUCUGUUUGUCUGCACAGGAAAAAAAAAAAAAAAAAAAAGAGUUGGCCAAAUUUCUAUGGACAAGUACAAUGCAUGUGCUUAAAAUGAUCUAUUAACAUGUGUGUGUGUAUGUAUUUAAAACUCAUAGUCAUGUGAUCUAUUGUAAUAUUCUUAUGCAUUCUUUGCAUAAAUAAGCAGGUGUCUAGAAAGUGCAGAACCAGUAUCUUAGUACUAUACAUGUCAUUGUUGUCUGGGUCAUCCUGCCACUGGGGGAAAAGUGAAAUAUAUCAGUCAUAACUCAUACUUUCUUGACUGAGUAUCAUAACAAGGGAGGCUUUUACACACACACACACACACAAAAAGUGCCGCUGGAUACUAACACAAGAAAGUUCCUAAAUAGCUGAAAUACUUGCAUACUUUUGCUGCAUUUGUACAGUUUUAGUAGCUGUUAAAUAAGCCAGAGAGACAAAAAAAAAAAAAAAAAAAAACAACACAGGGACAGCUCUUUCUCUCUCUCUUUCUGCCUCUGUCUCUCUCCCUCUCCCCCUCCUGCCCUGUGAUGUGUUCUGGCCAGACAGUAUGGCUCCUGGGCGUCAGUGGCAUGAUCAUAGAAACAGAGGCCAGAAAGGACAUUCCUCAUUGUUGGUGAAUCUAGAAAUGAUCUUGGCCCUGCACUUUCUGAAAGGUUUUUGAUGAUUGAAACUUGACCUGGACUUCUCGCUGUGUGAGGACUAACCUUCACUGCAGGAGGCUCUGAAUCCUGAGCUGCCAGAUCCCCUCUGUGCCAACACACAGAGGGGGAUUUAGAUUUUUGCGUUGCUCUGGCGGGGGUCCAAGAUCUUCACCACCGCUGCACGGAAGUCACAGUGGAACACAAAACAACGGCCUCUGUUUACACAGACUCAUCACACUACCUCUUUCAUCCUUACCUCUGUUUCUUCUCUAGCCCGGCUGCUGAUUAUUUGCCUCUUAUCCUUGAGUGAACCCUUAUCCCUUUAACGGCCCACAUCAGCUCAUCUCACCACCCUUUUAUCCAUCCCAUAAUGAACUCCUCUACCUCCAUUACAUCCCUCUUCUCCUUCACCAGCCCGGCAGUGAAGCGCCUGCUGGGCUGGAAACAAGGGGAUGAGGAGGAGAAAUGGGCAGAAAAGGCAGUGGACUCACUAGUAAAGAAACUCAAGAAGAAGAAGGGGGCCAUGGAGGAACUGGAGAGGGCCCUCAGCUGCCCCGGGCAGCCUAGUAAGUGUGUGACGAUCCCUCGGUCUCUGGACGGGCGGUUGCAGGUGUCCCACAGGAAAGGCCUCCCUCAUGUCAUCUACUGCCGCGUGUGGCGUUGGCCCGACCUGCAGUCCCAUCAUGAGCUCAAAGCCUUGGAGUGCUGUGAGUUCCCCUUCGGAUCAAAGCAAAAGGACAUCUGCGUGAACCCCUACCACUACCGACGGGUGGAGACCCCAGUGCUACCACCGGUCCUGGUGCCCCGCCACAGCGAGUUCAACCCCCAACACAGUUUACUGGCAAAGUUCAGGAAUGCCUCCCUGCACAAUGAGCCUCUGAUGCCCCAGAACGCCACCUACCCGGACUCCUUCCCUCCCCUGCCCUGCUCCUCCUUCUCCUCCUCCCCUUCAUCCUCCCUCGCACAGUCUCCCACCUCACAGAGUUACCCGAACUCCCCCAACAGCUCCGCAGAGCCUGGCAGCCCGUAUCACAUCACAGCUGAGACUCCUCCACCUCCGUACAGUAUGAUGGAGACAGGCCCACAGGAGGAUGUCAAGCCCAGCUCCACAGAAAACACCAAACUCACAUUUUCCGCUCCACACCGGGAUUUACGGCCAGUAUGUUAUGAAGAACCAGAGUACUGGUGUUCAGUAGCCUACUAUGAACUCAACAACCGAGUGGGAGAGACCUUCCACGCCUCGUCCCGGAGCGUCCUGGUGGACGGCUUCACCGACCCCUCCAAUAACAAGAACCGCUUCUGCCUCGGACUGUUGUCCAACGUCAACCGCAACUCCACCAUCGAACAUACGCGCAGGCACAUAGGCAAAGGAUUGCAUCUGUACUAUGUAGGCGGUGAGGUGUACGCAGAGUGCUUGAGUGACAGCAGUAUCUUCGUUCAGAGCCGUAAUUGUAAUUUCCAGCAUGGCUUCCACGCCACCACAGUGUGUAAAAUCCCCAGCGGCUGCAGUCUCAAGAUCUUUAACAAUCAGCUGUUCGCUCAGCUCCUCGCCCAGUCUGUGAACCACGGCUUUGAGGUCGUCUACGAGCUCACCAAGAUGUGCACCAUCCGCAUGAGCUUUGUGAAGGGUUGGGGGGCUGAAUACCACCGACAAGAUGUGACCAGCACCCCCUGCUGGAUCGAGGUUCACCUGCACGGGCCCCUGCAGUGGUUGGAUAAGGUGCUGACACAGAUGGGCUCUCCUCACAACCCUAUUUCCUCAGUGUCGUAACAGAAAAAAAAAUAUCUUUUUAAGUGUACGCUCUUGGUCCUAUACAAAGGUAGCCAUAGAUUCUAUAAUUAGUGCUAUGUCCAGUUUUUGUUCCACGCUGAUGAAAACUCAUGCAAAAUUAUAUUGGUCUAAAAAAA